Messenger RNA from Hemiscyllium ocellatum (epaulette shark), 1334 nucleotides. RefSeq names its product TRAF interacting protein with forkhead associated domain (gene tifa). The record is from RefSeq and is a predicted model, not a curated record. Gene Ontology annotation, molecular function: protein binding. Gene Ontology annotation, biological process: canonical NF-kappaB signal transduction. The transcript has 2 exons. Bases 131 to 709 code for a protein of 192 amino acids. Lineage: Eukaryota; Metazoa; Chordata; Chondrichthyes; Orectolobiformes; Hemiscylliidae.
GUUAGGAGUCAGCUCCCUGCUCAGUGUUUGCUCCGUGGUUUUUCGGAUCCGCGGAGAAGCGUUGGGUGCAGCGUUCGCCGGAUUGAAUAUUUACGAGUUCUGAGGGCGGUAGUGUCUCCAAGAAAUAGCAAUGCACAGCACAAUGUCUUUUGAAAGUGAAGACACUGAACAGACCAUUACUUGUCUCAAUAUCAAUGUCUAUCACCCCCAGGCAACAGUAUUUACAUCUCUGAAUUAUGCUGGCAAACAGAAAUACCGAGUGGAGGAAAUGGUAAUGUUUGGCCGUGAUUCCAAAGUGUGUCAUUUUCCUCUAAUGGACAAACGUGCCUCUCGAAUGCAGUUUAUUAUUCAAGCUUUUCGACACAGUGAGAGCUCAGAACUCUGUUUUGAAAUAAAAAAUACAAGCUUGAAGAGUAAAUUAUCUGUCAAUAAUAUAAGUCUGGAUCACCUUAAUAAGAUUGAUUUACCAAGGAAAUGUAUUUUGCGAUUUGGGGAAUACCAAUUCUAUCUGGAAAAAGAUGAUGGAGAAGAUAGAGAACACUUUGAAAUCUUCAUCAAACUUUCCCUAGUUCCAUUUUGUCAAGAGGUCAGUAUGGAGACCCUAACACGCCCUGUACCUGAAAUUGGCGCUUUAAAGUUCAUGGACAUUCCAGUUCCUCAAUACCAAUUUCAGACUGCAGUGGAGAGUGAUGAAAAUGAAAUUAAAUAAAGUAAUGCCUUAUGAUUACUUGCUAAUCGGCAUGAAUAGAAAAUUUGAGCCUUUCUUUAAGUGCUGUCCAGAUAUACAGUGAUUUAUGGGCAGGGAGAUGUAACCUGACAAGUAAAGUGUUUACUUAUAGAAGAAUGAUGAGACCGAAUAAAUGAACUCAAUUAUUGUCCAUUCUGAUCUAUGCUGAAUACGUUAACAAUCCUUGUCUAUUUCUGUGUAAAGUCAUUGCUGACAUUGUUUAUCCAGCAUGGAAACUAUUCCUUUUUGCUGGUUGAAUUAUUGUAUUUACAUUUUUAUCCAAUAUUCUGGAAUGUAUUGGCUGGAUUUUGGGAUCAGACUCAAAUUAACCACCCCAAAAUAUUUUUGUGUGAAUGGUUUGUUAUUAGUGAUUAAUUAGUACAAGUUCUCACUCAUUCUGUACCUAUUUGAUUAUGCAAGUCACAAUUAAAGUUGCAACGCAUUUCAACAGUAUAAACAUAGCAUGAGUUUUACUGCAACUUCCAGAUUUACUUGUUAGCCAUGUGUACACUAUAUAAUUGGUAAACCCCCAGUAUGUGCAACAUUGGUAAUUGUGGAAAACAUUUGCAUUGUAAAAUAGAACAGUUAGAAUCUUGAAAUCUUAUGA